Messenger RNA from Fusarium mangiferae, 1116 nucleotides. RefSeq lists its product as uncharacterized. The transcript has a single exon. The coding region runs from base 1 to 1116 and encodes 371 amino acids. Lineage: Eukaryota; Fungi; Ascomycota; Sordariomycetes; Hypocreales; Nectriaceae. The record is from RefSeq and is a predicted model, not a curated record.
AUGGGAGCGCGAAAGGCGGCGAAACGCUUACAGGGAAGCGGCUGCCGAGGGUUCCGCCACUAUGCCGAAGCAGUGAAGCGCCGGCUUGCGCGCCACGACUUCACGCCACCAUUCGAGCUCGACGAAGACCCCAAGAAACAGGACAAGCUAACGACAUGGAUCGAGUACCUCAAUUACGAGUAUUGGUGGCUUGACAAGCACACCRGCGACAUCGAACGCCUAGAGCCAGAGCACGACAAGCUGUGGCAGGAGCUCGUCGAUGAGAAUAUCCUAAGACCCCACGAGACAAAAGAGUUUGUGCAGACCGAUGCAUCUGGAAUGGAGCGCGAGACAGAAAAGGACCAAGCCAUGAAGGCCGUGCAGAGRAUAGARUCUAAAGCGAAACGAAUAUAUGUGUUGACUCAGGAAGACCCAAAACGUUUGCAUAUUCCCAAGGCAAAGCGAAUAGCGAUGUUGAAACAUGGCGCGGAGGAAUUGCUUGCCGCAAAGCGACGAUUGGAACAGGCUCGAAGACGAUCGCAUCUCAUUGUGCAAUUUGUUCGGGCCACAUUCGACUACGAUGAAGCGAAGAGAGAUGCUGCUCGUCACCGUAUCCUUGUGCAAUGGGUUCUGGACCAGGUUCCCCUGAUUGAGUCUGAGGUGAACCUGUCUAAAGCUUCAAGGCCUGGGUCUAAUGGAAGGACGAGGACAAAGAGGAGGCGAAAUGCCGAUGAAGGGUCCCCGGAGGGACAAAGCCCAAAAAGGGUGAGGUUUGACGUCCGGGAAUGCAGGUUGGCCAACACAAGGGUCCAGUCAAAAGCCACAGAGACGCAGGCAGAACCCGAACAUCCCGCCGCUAGCAGUUUGCCCCAGGAUGACGCUCAGGCAAUGCUUGGAGGACCCCGUCGCAGUCCACGUAUUGCGACGCGUCGAGACGUCUCCAGGAUAGCUGUUGAACCUAAAAUAUUCCAAUCAAGAUCACGCUCGAAAUCAGAAGCGACGGCUGUACAGCCAUUGAGGCCUCAUUCGCAGAUUCAGGACACGAAAGCGAGGAGACGGUCGCGAAGCAGCAAUCAGGGUGAUAUAGCUAAAUUUACAUGGUCGUCGCCGAGGCGUCGGCAGCGAAGGCGUAGCUGA